Fonsecaea pedrosoi CBS 271.37 is the source of this 198-nucleotide messenger RNA. RefSeq lists its product as uncharacterized. The coding region runs from base 1 to 198 and encodes 65 amino acids. The transcript has a single exon. Lineage: Eukaryota; Fungi; Ascomycota; Eurotiomycetes; Chaetothyriales; Herpotrichiellaceae. The record is from RefSeq and is a predicted model, not a curated record.
AUGUCGCACUUUACCAUCGGCACGUUCGUCGCCUCCACGGCCACCGCCCUCGCGCCCUUCCUCGUCGUCUACUACAUGCCGCAAAAGACGCAGACCCCUUCGUCCACGCUGUCGGCUCUCCCCAAACCGCGUCCCCUGGCGGCUCUGCGCGACGCGCGCGAAACUGCAAAGACCGCACCGGAAUUCAACCUCCUCUGA